Molecule: messenger RNA, 662 nt
Organism: Nematostella vectensis (starlet sea anemone)
Lineage: Eukaryota; Metazoa; Cnidaria; Anthozoa; Actiniaria; Edwardsiidae
Exons: 5
Coding region: 312-632 (106 amino acids)
Source: RefSeq, a predicted model, not a curated record
CGAUAAAUAAGUAGAUCUACGUAAGAUCUAGAUUCCGAGCGAGGCGAACGAAAGAUGUCUAUUUCAAAAGUUGUCUAUUUUUGUAAGGGUUCGUGGUCGCAAAUACCAUGCCCUUAUCCCCAAAGAACUAUUUCUGUUCUUGUGUGUAGCAUUUGGCCACGUUUGUGUCAUUCUCGAUUAACAUCUCUAAGAAAAUCGCGUCAUUUCAUUUUCAAAGCCUACCUGGGCUUCAAAUAACCCCAUAAUUUAGGCCGUGGGAACGCUUCCUCGAAAUAAAUAGCAAUUAAAUUUAUCUAAUAGUUGGAAAUCGAAUGGCACAAGACAAGGCAAAGGGCAAACAGGCAACAGCCAAUGCAACGCAAACUCGACUAGAGCCUUUCCUGGGAGCUGCGGGUGCUGCCGCAGGAUCGCAACAGAAACGGAAAACAUCAGAAAAAUCAGGGCGAAAAGUCAAAGUAAGCAAGAGUAAGGGAAUCAAAACAUCCAAGAAUCUGUGCAACCUGUGUAAUAGGAGAACACAAUCCAACAUGGUUUUGUGUUCAUCGUGCCAGCAAUGGCAGCAUAGAGGCUGCGCGAAAAUAAGUCUCUCUGACUACACAUCCAACUGGCGCUGCGUCUUUUGUAACAACUGAUUCUUAUACACUGUCUUCUUGAGUUACAGA